Messenger RNA from Mycena indigotica, 450 nucleotides. RefSeq lists its product as uncharacterized. Bases 1 to 450 code for a protein of 149 amino acids. The record is from RefSeq and is a predicted model, not a curated record. The transcript is spliced from 3 exons. Lineage: Eukaryota; Fungi; Basidiomycota; Agaricomycetes; Agaricales; Mycenaceae.
AUGAAAGGCUCCGGUCUUCCCCGCAUCGGGACGGCUCUCCAGACCUCUCAAUUCAUCUCAAUUGCACGCAUGCAUCACAUACGUAGUCGCUCCAAAUUUCGUCGGCUUCAGCAACGAGCGGAGGCUGCCCCCGUUUUGGGACUUGCAAAGAGUGGCCGACCGGGAAUUCUUGUUGUUCAAGGGACCAAGAGCGCAAUAUCUGCUUUUCUGGAAGCACUCGUUGCAGGCUUGCGUUACCUCGACUUCCACCACAUCGCCACCCGGCCCUUGAAUGCCGACGUCAACCUCAUGAUCAACUUGAAGUCUGGCCUUGUCGAGGUCAACAGAGUAAAGGACCUCGUUCAGGCACUUGAGUCAAUCGGACUCAAAGAGUGGUUUCGGACAGAAAUGCAUAUGGGCAAAGAUUUCAGUUCUAGUCAUGAUUCUUCUGCCUUGGACAAGUGUAGGUAA